AUGUCAGAAAAUAACGAACAGACAGAAGCGGCACAACAAGUCAAGAACACUGAACAACAACCUUCCACUACUGUUCCUGAGCCCACACCUGCCAAUGAACAGGAAAACAAGGUGGCCGAUGAUGAUCAGCCACAACCUGAGGCAGGGGAUGAGUCCUCUCAGGAACCACCAGUGACUCCUGCUUCUGCCAUAGAAGGUGGACGUGAAACUUCCAAUAGAAUAUUGUAUGUCGGCAACUUACCCAAGUCGGCGUCCGAAGAACAAGUUAGUGAAUUAUUUUCGGUUUCUAAGCCUGUCAAGAGCAUAAAGUUGCUAAAUGAUAAGAACAAGCUUGGGUUCAAUUACGCAUUUAUAGAAUUUGACGACAAUCAAGAUGCCGAUAUGGCAUUGAGCACUUUGAAUGGGAAGUUACUAAACAAUUGUGAAAUCAAAGUUAAUUGGGCUUACCAGUCGGCAACAAUCGCCAGUACUAGCACUCCAGAAGAUCCUACGUAUAACAUCUUUGUUGGAGAUUUGAGUUCAGAAGUCAAUGACGAUGCAUUGAAGAAAGCGUUUAACAAGUUUGACUCAUUUAAAGAGGCACACGUGAUGUGGGAUAUGCAAACAUCGAGGUCUCGAGGAUAUGGGUUUGUCACUUUUGGUAAGCAAGAGGAUGCUGAAUUGACCCUCCAAACCAUGAAUGGAGAAUGGUUAGGUGGUAGAGCCAUUAGAUGUAAUUGGGCAUCACAUAAACAAGCAAACAACCGUAGCGGAGGCAAUGGUGACUAUCAUAACCUGUAUGGACACAAUGGGUUUAGGAACCACAACAAUACAAACAAUAGCCGUUAUAAUAAUCGACAAUUUAGACCAUAUUCACAUAAUGGCAAAAAUUUCAAUAAUAGCAUAUACCCACACCAUUUGAACAGUAAUCUGUUUUCGCCACCCAAUGGUCUGCCAGCACAUGUGGCUCCUGGCUUAAAUGGCUUGAUAUUGCCAGAUUUGAAUGCAUCGAAUGGCAACUUGCCGCAAUUGGGUUCUCAACAGCCAGCAAUGAUCAACUCUCCGCCAAAUGGCCUUAAUGGCAAUGCUCAACAAGCUGGAAACAUUACGGUAAUGUCGCCACAAUCAUACGAUAUAGUAUUGAGACAAACACCAUCUUGGCAAACUACAGUUUAUUUGGGCAACAUUGCCCACGUGACGCAACAACAGGAAAUAAUUCCCUUGUUGCAAAAUUUUGGAUUCAUUGUUGAUUUUAAAUUCCAUCCGGAAAAGGGUUGUGCUUUUGUUAAAUACGACUCUCAUGAGAGAGCAGCGUUGGCAAUAAUUCAACUAGCUGGGUUCAACUUGAAUGGCAGACCAUUGAAAUGUGGAUGGGGUAAGGAGAGGCCCCCUCAGUACCAGAAUAGAAAUGUGUCACAGGGUUCUUCGUAUGGAGGACGGUCGUAG
Messenger RNA from Lodderomyces margitis, 1425 nucleotides. RefSeq lists its product as uncharacterized. The transcript has a single exon. Gene Ontology annotation, cellular component: cytoplasmic stress granule. Gene Ontology annotation, molecular function: mRNA binding. NCBI's taxonomy places the organism in Eukaryota, Fungi, Ascomycota, Pichiomycetes, Serinales, Debaryomycetaceae. The record is from RefSeq and is a predicted model, not a curated record. The coding region runs from base 1 to 1425 and encodes 474 amino acids. Gene Ontology annotation, biological process: nuclear-transcribed mRNA catabolic process, nonsense-mediated decay; regulation of mRNA stability; cytoplasmic stress granule assembly.